UCUGUACGAUACAAACCUAUGUCAUGUCUAUCAGAGGACAGGUGCAACUUGUAUCCAAAACUUCUGCGCGAUUGUCAUGGUUGAAAACAGUAAAUAUGGCUAAGUGACGUUGUCCUGGUCAACUGACAGUUGACGCAUGUCAGCAUGACGAAUUGCAUAGACGUCAACACAGUUGAAGAACGUUUCCCAUGUGUAUUUAUAUAAAUGUGAACAGUGUAACAUUUCUAAGCUUACCGCAUGCAUGAUACGAACACCCAAACUGUAGGUGAAUGAUAGGCCUAACAUAUGCAACUGUGGGAUUUAUCCUAAAUUGAAAAGCCCAGCAUGUCUCUUCGUGUGAGAUUAUUGUUCAGCUUUCCACAUUACCAGAUUCUCGCAGUGACUAUAAUUCUAUCAUUGGUUGGUGUGAGUGAAAUUGUGUUGUCUGUCCUUGGUUAUGUACAGAAGAUAUGGGGCUACGAGAUGGGAGGAGGUGUAUGGGGUGGAGCUGCUGCCUUCAUUGCUGGUGUUUCUGGUAUUUUUGCAGCAAAUAAGAAAGGAGUGAGCAUUGUAAGAGUAUUCCUUAUUGCUUCGAUACUAUCAUGUCUUCUGUCAAUUCCUGUGGUGGUGCUAUCAGCUGGAGGACUCGACUUCAGUAGUGGGUUUUACAGUGAUAGAUUGAAGAUUAAUUACAGCUCCACUAAGCUUGUCCAUGGAUUUUUGCUGGCACUAGCUGUGGUUCAAUUCGCCACAUGCCUGGCAACAACUGUUGUCUGUUUGAAGCAUUUAUAUUGGAAUGAAUGGGUAAUAAAAAGACAACAUGCAAAGCAUCUCAGACAAAUAAAACAAGAAAAUCAGGCAAACCGACACCGAGCAAGUCGUAACAGCACAAGUAGCAGUCAAACACUUCUAGGGGCAACAAAUUCUGGAGAAAAUUCAAGUGGUAGGCACCGAAAACACAGACGAAGACAAAGAAGUAGAAACCAUGAAAACUCCAACCAUAGCAAAGAUUCAGUGAUCAAUCGAGCACCACAAUGUGAAGUCCCUGAUGAACAAAGACAAGGUCAGAGUCAUCAAAGGGAAAACAGACUGAAUGCUGCACGUUCACCAUCACAUACAGUUUCAUCUGCAAGUGUUCCACUCAUAUCUGAUGCAUCAAGGAUCCCAGAGGUUGGAUCAAACUUGAUGAGUGUGAACAGUGCAGAGCUACCAUCACACACUGUUGGAGGCAGCAGGUAUGAUUCUUUAAGACCUGAUGCUGAGUUUGAAAGUUUCCAACCUCCUUUACCUAUAGAGGAAGAUGAAGAAUUACCUCCAUAUGAAGCAACAUUAAGGCCAGUAGAUGAUGAAUCAGUGUUUCCAAUGUCGCUGAGUGAAAAUGUUUCUCAUACAAGUUCAACUAUUUCAUCUGGAGAUUAUGAAGUGCAAGCAUGGGACAGUGUCUCUCAAGUAGAAAUGCCCAUGCCAACAAGCCCUACAUCUCCUUAUUUGAAUUGUGUGCAGGAAACAGAUGUCAAAUUUAAAUACUGCCCUACAGCUUCAGUACAAUCUGAUUCUUCUUCACUACCAAUUGGCUCAAAGGUGUUGGUAGACAGUGACAAAAACAAAAUAUUAGGGUAUCAGAAUGACAAAACUAACCAUGCAAUUACUGAUCCACAGGGUGUGUCUUAUCAUGAAUUUACACGGGACCAUGAUCAAAUCCUUGGAAAGGAAAAACAAAGAACACAAAGUUUUCUACGUGAGCGUGCAAUGGCUAGGGAGGGUGCCAAGAGUAGAAAAAGCUCUGUUCAGGACAAUUCUGACAGAGAGGAGGAUACUUUUAUCUCUCCUUUGGACCAUGAAGAAAUGCAGAAACUAUGUAUCGUACCUGAGGCCUAUCAGCCACCACCCAAACCUCGACAGAGUGUGACAGAGCCAUAUACCAUGCAUGAAAUACUACAGCAAAAAGGAUCAGACUUUCCCCAAAAUAAAUAUGACAGUACUGACUCUACAUCAUCUCUUUCAAAAGACAUCCAAUUCAUAAAGGUAGGACCUCCUAUACAGUAUACUCCUUCUGCUGAGAAAAUGCUGCCAGAAAUGACGGCGUCGCCAUUCUCUGAGGUUUCAUGGCACUUACUGAAAGACAUUCCAUUGAGGCAGUCCCAUUCAGAAGUGGUUGUAGCACAGGAUGCCAUACCAAAAACACAGCCCAGUGAUGGAGCCGUGCCUCCUGGUAUUCAAAAUCGUGUGGUCAAGAGCGAACUGCAAAAUUCAAGAAAUUUGGCAAAUGCAGUAUCUAAAGGUUGCAGUUCAAGUAAUGUUUCCAAAUCAAUUAACAAUGGACAAAGGCAGCUCCAUCAACUACCAAGGUUUUCUUACCCACCAAAAUCACCAAACAAUUCAACUAUUUUAUCAGACAAAUGUUCUCCCAGUCUACAGGUUAAUCCAAACUCUUCUACGGGAAAAGAAAGUGGACAAUCUUUUUGUCUAACUGCAAUUAACAUGUCUCAGUUUUCACCAACUCAGACAAGUACUUUGAAGAAAGAUGUGGAUGAUCGUGUUGGCAAAUCAAAGGCAGCAUCCACCAGUGGAUUGGACCCUUUUACAAGUCCUAUUACCUCAUUCAAAAAGAAAUCCAAGUCUCCAGAUCAUAACAGAAGAAACUUUGAAGCUAAUGAUUUGGACAAGGUGGACAUCAGUAAGGAAAGCAGUGACAAACUAUCCUCGGCUAGUGUUUCUGAUACUUGUGAUCCUUCAGGUGUAUCAGUUAAUAGACAUCUCGACCCUGUUAGAACUGAUCCAUUAGACACCUCAUGUAAUUUAAAGGUAGGAGGUGCUGCUCCUGGGUUCUCCCUAAUUGACACUAAAUUUUCAUACAAGUCAAUACCUUCAAAACCAUAUUCUGUUAAUCAAUUAAGUCCUACACAACAGUCCAGUCCUACACAACAGUCCAGUCCCACACAACAGUCCAAUCCUACCACUACACAACAAAACCCAUCACAACAGUCCAAUCCUACCACUACACAACAAAACCCUUCACAACAGUCAAAUCCUACUGCUACACAACAAAACCCUUCACAACAGUCCAAUCUAUCACAACAGUCCAAAACUACUGCUACACAACAAUACCCUUCACAAUCAGUCCAAUCCUACUGCUACACAACAAAACCCUUCACAACAGUCCAAUCCUACCGCUACACAACAAAACCCUUCACAACAGUCCAAUCCUACCGCUACACAACAAAACCCUUCACAACAGUCCAAUCCUACCGCUACACAACAAUACCCUUCACAACAGUCCAAUCCUACCGCUACACAACAAAACCCAUCACAACAGUCAAAUCCUACUGCUACACAACAAAACCCUUCACAACAGUCCAAUCCUACCGCUACACAACAAAACCCUUCACAACAGUCCAAUCCUACCGCUACACAACAAUACCCAUCACAACAGUCCAAUCCUACCGCUACACAACAAAACCCAUCACAACAGUCAAAUCCUACUGCUACACAACAACAAUCACAACAGUCAAAUCCUACCGCUACACAACAAAACCCACCACAACAGUCAAAUCCUACCGCUACACAACAAAACCCACCACAACAAUCAAAUUCUGUACAACAAAGUAAGCCUAUGUAUAGUUUGCUGUUAUGAUCUGAUAUGAAUACAUGUAGUGCUAACAUGUACAAUGUAAAUAUAAUGUAAUUCUAACAGACAAAUAUAUUCUGCUAACAUCAGUAUAUGGCCAUGUUUCUUACAAUCUAUGAGAUGCUUGUUACUAAGAAAUACAUAUUGGGGGUUAAUUUCUCCAGUCAGCUGAUAGUUAAAAAAUUCUACUUGUAUGUAUCCAGGAUGCAGUUUAAGUGCUUCAAUAAUUUUUAGCUCGCCUAGUCCUAAGGUAGCAUAUCAUUAUGGGGUGGAGAUUCAAAAUUGUACAAAUGGGCCAAUAUAUAUAUGAUAUAAAUGACUUCUCUAAAACUAUGUAUGGGAUAUUGCUCAUAUUUGAAAUGUAGCAUCCCUCUUUGGGGUAGGGAUUCAAAAUAAAUGUAGUACAAAUGAAUGUUUCUGUGUUUUGUCUUUGAAGCAGUUGUGAUAUUUUCCCCAUAACCAUAAAUAGCAUUUUUUGACAUCAACAAAUAAAGCUAUUAACAAAUUGAAUAUGAACAUAUUUUGACUUUUGGUCAUAUCCAACCAGGUGAGGGAUACAGGCACUCUGGGCCUCUUGUUUGAGGCCGAUUUGAUGGUAUAUAGUACACUUGCCUUUCACCGUGUGGGUUUUCAUACAUAUUUUUAUUUCCUGCCACAGUAAUUGGACCCACAAUAUUAUGCACUUUCAUCUCUGUCAACAAGAGGUGAUAUACAUCGUAACAAUUAAGUAACUUUUACAUUAUUAUGAUUUCUGCUUUCAAGAUAAUAUUCUCUAUUUUGUGGUCAGUACUGAGUGCAUGGUAAUUCUUUAUUGUGUGGUCAGUAUACUGAGUGCAUGGUAAUUCUUUAUUGUGUGGUCAGUAUACUGAGUGCAUGGUAAUUCUUUAUUGUGUGGUCAGUAUGCUGUGUUCAGGUAAUUUGUGUGAUCAAUGCACUGCCUACUAUUGAAGCUCUGGAGGAACUUUUUUUUUAUUCCAAUUGCCUUUUGUCCAUUGCCGUCCUUCAUCUGUCAUCUGUUGUGUAUCAACUGUUUGAAGCAAACAAUUUACAUUUUCAACUUCUCAAUAACCAUUGAUUAACAGCAGUUGAGCAUGUGAUGGGUUGUUAAUUAAUAUUUUACCCCAGUAAACUUCUGUAGUGUGUUUUUAAGGACUAUGAUAUGUACUGAUAUAUAUUUAUAAUAUUCCUAUAUAAAUACCAGUAUUUAGCUUUCCUGGGGGAAUACAGUGCUAAUACAUUUUGAUAUUUGAUACCAUUUGUCACAACUGUACAUCAGAGGGACUCUAUAAGUCUAUGAUACUUUGUAAUGUAAUGAGUGUAAAUGAAUGACUUACAACAGACCUAUAUUGUUCCACCUCUGUGGUAGUAUUGUCUAUCUGUGGUGAUAUCAUAUCUCAUUGUGUUAACACUAUCCAUAAAAUAAUAGCAAACAUCCUGCUUUUUAUGUGAAUUUACUGGUUGUGAGCUACAUUUGUACCUCGGGUCAUGAUUGCUUUAUGUGUUGGUAAACCUAAUAUUUUGUAAAGGGGGAAAAAAUAAUUAUAGCUACAUGUAGGUUAUGUAUGUCGAAUAGAAAACAGAUGUAAACCUGUUGUUUAGUAAAGAUACCUCUGUUCAAUAUGGCUACAUCAUAUAUGUAGCUAAUUUCAUGUUGAAGAGAAUGCAAAUGUAAACCUAACAUUUUGUGAAGGGGUCUCUGUCAGUUCUGUAAUAUCACUAAUUCUAUUAAAUGAUAUCGCUUAAUGAAUUAAUGAUAUCACUUAAUUGAAUUAAUCAUAUCAAUAAAUUAAAUUAGUGUUAUCAUUAAUUCAUUUAGUGAUAUCACUAAUUUGAAUUAUUGAUAUCACUAAAUCCGUUUAUUAAUAUCAUUAAAUGUACAGAAUUAAAUAACAUGAAUUCGAAUUAUUGAUAUCAUGAAUGCGUGUGGUAGCCGCAGUAAAUAAUUAUUUAUCCCCAUUUUGUGCAGGAUUACACUUAAAACCUAAGAUGAACUAUAUAUAGCAAUUGCUGUUUGUUUUGACAAUUAUUUACCUCUUUAAAGUUAGAUCGAGAACUGAUCCAUAUUACUGUUAUCAUUUAAUGAGAUAAAAUACAUAAUAAAUGUUUUGGCUAUAAAAAAAAUAUGAUUUUUUUUUAAAUUGCCACAUUCAAUGAGAACCGCCAUUUUGGACAUUCUUAGAGGGAGCAGUCAUUUUCCCAAAUAUUUGUGAAUUAAUGAUAUCAAUAAUUUGAAUUAAUGAUAUCAGUAAUUUGAAUUAAUGAUAACAAGUAUUCAAAUUAAUGAUAUCAAUAAAUAAGAUUAUUUUUUUAUUGAUAUCAAUAAUUUAAAUUAUUGAAUAAUAUCCAAAGCUGUUGUAUUAGGGUGAAUAGAGUAUUUAUGCUGACCAUGACAAUGUGUAUAUCAUAUACUUACACCUAUAAAUGUUAUAUGUUUGUGCCAUAUUCAAUGACAACUACAUGUACAAUGUACCUUUUGUGUAUUUUUAUAGAAUUGUUUGCAAUACAUGAUUUCUAUGUGCUGUAAACGUAUGAAUAAAAUAUAAUUUCAUUUGCUAUAUUUCAUUUCCUUAAAAUAUUUCCAAACAUGAAAAUUAAAAAUGAAGAAAAAUAAUA
Pecten maximus is the source of this 6220-nucleotide messenger RNA. Its product is annotated as mucin-4-like. The transcript has a single exon. The record is from RefSeq and is a predicted model, not a curated record. NCBI's taxonomy places the organism in Eukaryota, Metazoa, Mollusca, Bivalvia, Pectinida, Pectinidae. The coding region runs from base 325 to 3588 and encodes 1087 amino acids.